This is a messenger RNA of Coffea eugenioides, 1159 nucleotides long. RefSeq lists its product as uncharacterized. The transcript has 5 exons. The record is from RefSeq and is a predicted model, not a curated record. The coding region runs from base 28 to 672 and encodes 214 amino acids. NCBI's taxonomy places the organism in Eukaryota, Viridiplantae, Streptophyta, Magnoliopsida, Gentianales, Rubiaceae. Gene Ontology annotation, molecular function: aminoacyl-tRNA deacylase activity.
AAAGGACACAGCAGCUGAGUCGGACCCAUGGAGGCGUUAGCGGAUCUAGAGAAAGUCCAAACCCGGAUCCUCCAACGAGUAACAAACCUCGAACUCUCUCUCCUGCACGGCCACUUGUCCAACUCCCCUUCUCUCUCCCCUGCUUCCGAAGACGCCAGCUCCGCCGUCGCCACCGCCACCGAAGCCCGACUCUCCGCCAUCCUUCGCUCUAACGGCGUUAAUGACUUCAUUUUCAAACGCGUUUCCUCCGAUUACUACGAUUGGACCUUCGACGCCCGCCGCGACGUCCUUGGCGCCGCUUCUAUUCACCAUCUCUGCAAAAGCAUUGUCUUGGUAAACACUCAAGCCCCAUCAAAUGUGACCGACUGUAGUGAUCGCAACUAUUCAAAGUAUUAUGUUGUUGUUGUGCAGUAUACUGCUCGGUUUAGUGCUGAGGCUGUGAAGAAUUUUCUAUAUGCACUCAACAAUGGUCAGAUAGCCAAAAAGAAAUUUAAUAUGAGACUUGCUCCUGAGGAGACAUCAGUCAAGUUGACUGGUUAUGAACACAAUGCCGUGACAUGUAUUGGCAUGAAAACAGACAUCCCGGAUCUAAAUUCAGCAUGUUUGUUUCGGGAGCAUUUGAACUGUGAAGAUGUUGAACAGAAUCCUCCAAUGAUGAAUGUGAUUCUCUAGUGGCACAACUUCUUGUAGGGAUAUGUAAUGUAUAAUUAACAGUUCAAUGUGACAUAUGGUGAUUCAUAGAUGGACUGAGUCUGUAACAAUGUUCUUUUAGCUAAACAGGGGUUUUUUUGCUAGAAUUAUAAUUGAGAUUGCAUGAUCCUAAGCGAACGUACUUUUGAAUUUUGCUCUAGUUUUCAUCCUCUUGUUGUGCCAGGUGGAUUCUUAUUUAGAGAUGUAUAGGUUUUAAAAUUUGAGAUCACGAUUAACAUUGUCCAUUACCAUAAAGUUCUUAUCCCUAUUUAGUGAAGUUUAAGUCCCCCAAAAGGAACCAGAGGUCCCAAUAUGCAGCACCUCCUUAUUCGUCUUUCACGUUUGUGUAAGCUAUAUGUGGUCACAGAGCAAAAGUACAAUGAUGAUCACGUUUGCUUGCCGUAUGUGCGAGAGACAUGUUAUUAUUUUAUGUAUCAUGACAGUAUCACACUGAUGGUAAAACAUAAUA